This is a messenger RNA of Condylura cristata (star-nosed mole), 1500 nucleotides long. It is a transcript of the gene SLC35B4, whose product is annotated as solute carrier family 35 (UDP-xylose/UDP-N-acetylglucosamine transporter), member B4. The transcript has 10 exons. Gene Ontology annotation, molecular function: UDP-xylose transmembrane transporter activity; UDP-N-acetylglucosamine transmembrane transporter activity. The coding region runs from base 274 to 1269 and encodes 331 amino acids. NCBI's taxonomy places the organism in Eukaryota, Metazoa, Chordata, Mammalia, Eulipotyphla, Talpidae. The record is from RefSeq and is a predicted model, not a curated record. Gene Ontology annotation, cellular component: Golgi membrane; endoplasmic reticulum membrane. Gene Ontology annotation, biological process: transmembrane transport.
GGCGCGCGGCAUCCUGGGACAUGUAGUAUUGCCCGGACUCGGACGCCCCCUUGUAUGAAUGGGGCCCGGACUGACUGCGAACUACAGCUCCUUGACCCGCAACGUUGGUGGCAGCUACGGGGGAAACGGAGACCGCCGCGGGCCGGAGAGAGAAGUGCUCGGGGACGGCGGCGAUGUUCUGUGCCGCGGCAAAAGCCGCAGUUCGGCUUCCUGGGGUAGCGGUCUAGGCGGGCGCUUCCUCUGCGCGCCCGCUCCCCUUCCCCUGCACCGGCCAUGCGCCCCGCUUUCGCGAUGGGCCUGGUUUUCGCCGGCUGCUGCAGUAACGUGAUCUUCCUAGAGCUCCUGGCCCGGAGGCAUCCAGGAUGUGGGAACAUUGUGACAUUCGCCCAAUUUUUAUUUAUUGCUGUGGAAGGCUUCCUCUUUGAAGCUGAUUUGGGAAGAAAGCAGCCUGCUAUCCCAUUAAGGUACUACGCCAUCAUGGUGACCAUGUUCUUCACCGUCAGUGUGGUGAACAACUACGCCCUGAACCUCAAUAUCGCCAUGCCCCUGCAUAUGAUAUUUAGAUCUGGCUCUCUAAUUGCCAACAUGAUUCUAGGAAUUAUCAUUUUGAAGAAAAGAUACAGUGUCUUCAAGUAUACCUCCAUUGCGCUGGUGUCUGUGGGGAUAUUUAUUUGCACUUUCAUGUCCGCGAAGCAGGUGACUUCGCAGUCCAGCUCAAGUGAGAAUGAUGGAUUCCAGGCAUUUGCGUGGUGGUUACUAGGUAUCGGAGCUCUGACUUUUGCUCUUCUCAUGUCAGCAAGGAUGGGUAUUUUCCAGGAGACGUUAUACAAACAGUUUGGGAAACAUUCCAAGGAGGCUUUGUUUUACAAUCAUGCCCUUCCACUUCCUGGUUUCAUCUUCUUGGCUUCUGAUAUUUAUGACCAUGCAGUUCUAUUCAAUAAGUCUGAAUUAUACCAAGUUCCUGUUGUUGGCGUGACAGUGCCCAUCAUGUGGUUCUACCUCCUUAUGAAUGUCAUCACCCAGUACGUGUGCAUCCGGGGUGUCUUCAUCCUUACCACAGAAUGUGCCUCCCUCACCGUCACAUUGGUUGUGACCCUGCGCAAGUUUGUGAGCCUCAUCUUUUCCAUCUGGUACUUCCAGAACCCUUUCACUCUGUGGCAUUGGCUGGGCACCAUGUUCGUCUUCAUUGGGACCCUGAUGUACACAGAAGUGUGGAACAACCUGGGGGCCAGGAAAGGCCAGCCUCACGCAGAGGACAAGAGGAAGUGAGGCGUGCUGGAACAUGUGUUGUAGUUAGUGGAGGGCUGGCCCUUGUCCUUUUUGUUAAUGCUGAGUUCCCCCCCCCCCACCUCCCAGUUUGAACCAACCAUGUUGCAGAGACUCCUCAAAAGGAGGAGACUUCUGAGCUUACUCCUGACUUUAUAGGCCAACAUUUGUGGACUGUGAGUAGGGACCCCUCGACCCUGCAAUAGAAAAAAAGAACAGUUCUCUACCACCAAA